This is a messenger RNA of Amoebophrya sp. A25, 1186 nucleotides long. The record is from the annotation of a GenBank genome assembly. NCBI's taxonomy places the organism in Eukaryota, Dinophyceae, Syndiniales, Amoebophryaceae.
CCUGAGUCUUACAGGGAUGCCUGCUAGAUAGAAAGAAAGUACUUAUAGAGUUCCACGCUAGCUUGGAACUUAGGUAAUGCAGGCUAUCCUACUGAAGCUCGAAAUACAUCCAGAUAGCAUGCUGUGCAUAUGGAUACCUUGGGGGCCGGAUGAGAAGACUAGCUUCACGUCUUAGGUCUUGCUUGGACACUGACACCUUCGUGUCAACUUGGUAGUAGGGAUGGUUGAAGGAACUGCUUUGCAGUGUAAUGACGGCGAUCUGCAGAAGCGCUUUUGUUAUUUACCGCAGUGAAUGACAGGGCGCGUCAUAUGUUGAUCUAAGUAACCUGAUUUAUACAGUGAGAUAGAAGUAGUUCUGCGGUGCAGUCGCUGUGAAGCUUAGUCCACAUGGACUGUCAUCGCAGCCUAACCUUUGCCUUUUGGCGUGUUGUUAGUCUCAAUCAAAUAAAAUGUAUCUUUGACGUGGCGCCUCUAAUAUGAGAGAUGAAUUAUUCUUCAUUUAAAAAUCAUCACUAUCUUCAAAUAAUUCAAGUCCUACCUUUGAGAAAUGGUGUUUGGGCAGCAAUUGAGACGCAAUUCGGGAAGCCCGUAUGAGGGCGUGCCCAGUCAACUGACUCGUGGUCGUGUCGUCUUCAGCACAUUAGCAGCCCUUUGCUAUGGUGCAGAACAACUUCUACUUACCUUACAAAGAACAAUGAAGAUCAUUUUGUUCACUAUUCUUUAUUCCGUCGCUAGCAUCAGCCUCAAGAAUAAAGAGUACGGAGCAUUUUGAGUAGGUAUCUGGGGUAGUUGAUUCUGGGGUAGUUGAUUCUUCAAGAAAUUCUUCAAGCUCAUCAAGGUGUCCGCGGAGUUCAACUAAGUGGAGGGCGCUGCUUCUGCAGGAGUGCUCUUAGAGGUGUUGCGAAGGUGCGGCUGCUGUACAACUUCUUCGUCGGUCAACUAAAUCUUGCCGCGUUUCAUCAGGGACGAGGUGCAAGUGAGAUGAACAAAUAGUGCUGCAUGUAGAGGGAGCUUUCGGCCAGCGGGCUCACGGAAGGACUCAGCGAUAACUUCUGCCGAUCCGGUGCUCAGUGUUGUAUUUAGGGCUUUAAGCCAGUAACAAUUUAUUCUUGGUCUUUCACUUGUCAGUUGCUUGCUGAAUGGUUCCGGUAUUUGGUAGCCUGAAUUUGAUCACAAGGAUUCUCUU